Coregonus sp. 'balchen' is the source of this 1025-nucleotide messenger RNA. NCBI's taxonomy places the organism in Eukaryota, Metazoa, Chordata, Actinopteri, Salmoniformes, Salmonidae. The record is from the annotation of a GenBank genome assembly.
AUGUCUGUGGGAAGUAGGGGUGCUGAGGGUGCCGCAAAACCCCCUGAUAAAUCACAAUGAAAAAAUAUGAUAUUAAUAUUUAACCCCCCAACCCCCCCUCCCCUCCCCAAAAUAAAAUAAAAAUCACAAAAUUUGUGCAAUAGGCCUUUAUUACUACUGUAUGAGCGGAGCAAAAUACUCGUCAGGAGAAGUGCCCCCCCUUUUUAAAAAAACAACAACUCGCCAAUGCAUACCAUAAGACUAAAGUGAUGCUUUUAUGAUAGCAAUAGCUGACAAAUUGGAGGUAUACAAACAGUGCUAUUUAAAUAAAAUAGUAGUGUGUGCAAAGAGUCUAUAGUGUCUGGAAGCUGUCCAGCUACUGCUCUCAGAGCAAUGCCACCUAAUCACACACACUGAGAGCAAAAACAGCAGUGCCCUGAAGACCUGUCAGGAGAUUCACACCUACAGCACUCUACUGUGUGUAAUUGAUAAUUGCUCGUUUGCUAAUUCAGCUAUUUGCUAAACGUGUUUUCCUCAUUUAGCAGAUGCUUUUAUCCAGAGCAACUUACAGUAAGUAGUGAGUGCAUACAUUUUCGUACUAGUCCCCCAUGGGAAUCGACCCACAACCCUGGCAUUGCAAGCACCAUGCUCUAACAAGUGAGUCACACGGGUGUCAUCAUCUCAUGUAUUAAUUUUCUCUUCCCUUUCUCUCCCUCCCCCUCCCUCUCGCAGUCUCGGUCACGGACGUGGAGUGUGUACGCGAGGGCUUGCAGUCGGAGACCCUGCGGCAGCUGACGGGCUCAGUCCCCGAGGGCCAAUGUCUCACUGUGGUGUUCAAGGGGGCCAGGAAGAGUCUGGACCUGCGCUGCCAGACUGACGAGGAGGCCCAGCGCUGGGCACGGGGCAUCAGGACCCUCCAGGAGAGGGUGGAGAACAUGACCCAGAAGGAAAAGCUGGACAAAUAUCCUUUAUGGUUGAUGAUGGUGAUGAUGAUGAUGAUGAUGAUGAUGAUGACAAGGUGUUUUCUGGAUCAAAAUUGGGUUUAG